Molecule: messenger RNA, 771 nt
Organism: Fusarium mangiferae
Lineage: Eukaryota; Fungi; Ascomycota; Sordariomycetes; Hypocreales; Nectriaceae
Product: putative catechol O-methyltransferase
Exons: 3
Coding region: 1-771 (256 amino acids)
Molecular function (GO): O-methyltransferase activity
Source: RefSeq, a predicted model, not a curated record
AUGAUUAGCAAACUGUACAAGCCUGAAGAGGAAGUCUGCUAUGGCGACGGUCGCGAACAGCAGCUUUUAGACUUUGUCAAAAGCCAUCCUCGCUUCAAUCUGAUGGAGAAUAAUCCAAGCGAGGUGCUAUCUGCUAUAGACGAGUUUGGUCACCAGGAGAACUUCCUCAUGAACGUAGGAAAGAACAAAGGUGCCAUAGUCUCUAAUAUCAUCGCGGAGAAGUCCCCAGCGCUCAUGGUGGAGCUGGGGGGCUAUAUCGGCUACUCUGCCAUACUCUUUGGUGAUGCACUGAGGAAGGCAGGCGGCCAGAAGUACAUAAGCCUCGAGAUUAAUGAGACGUUUGCUUCUGUGGCAUCCUCUUUAAUUUCGAUCGCUGGCUUGAAUGACAUUGUUGAGGUCAGGGUUGGCCCAUGCGUCGCUUCGUUGCAGAGGAUUCGACAAGAAAAUGUGAAUCUCCAGAUCGACUUGCUUUUCCUUGAUCAUCAGAAAUCGGCGUAUGUUACCGACCUGAUGCUCUGUGAAGAGCUUUCCCUGAUUCGUUCCGGUUCUAUAGUUGUGGCCGACAAUGUCAUAUCUCCAGGAGCGCCAUUCUACCUUGAUUAUAUCCGAGGUUCCCGGCAAGAGAAGGAACGGCUACGUGGUCAGUUGGCCAAGGAAGAUGAGCGAUUGUUACGCCUUGGGAACUGCAGUCUAAAGUACACCUCUAGACUUCAUAAAGGCUUUGAGCCGACUGGAGAACCUGAUGGUGUUGAAGAGUCAGUCUGCGCUUAG